GAGAAAAGGAAGCGCCAAACUGAGAUGGAGAACAAGCGGCGGCAGUUAGAAGACGACCGGCGGCAGUUGCAACACUUAAAGUCCAAGGCUUUGAGGGAGAGAUGGUUGCUGGAAGGAGCCCCAUCGUCCACAGCAGAGGAGGGGAAAGCCAUGAAGAAACAGAUGGAGGAGGAUGAUCUGAAGGCGAAGGAGCUGGAAGAGAGCAUCCAAAGGUUAGAGAAGGAACUGGAGCUACUGGAAAAUGGCAUUUCAGCCUCAUCCACCAAAGAGAACAUGGCCGAGGAGACCCGAGAGUCAGCCAAGGAAGAGAAACUGCAGCUCACACCAAAGACUGCUGUGGGCUCAGCCAAAGUAGAGAGCAAGGUCUCCAACAGCCCCAUGAAAGCAGUGGACAGCGGCGGGAUGAUGAAAGCCGUCUUAAACCAGAAUGGAGACUGCGGUAAAGAAACAGAAGAAGACGAGGACUCGGAAGGGCAGCCAUGA
Molecule: messenger RNA, 483 nt
Organism: Sceloporus undulatus (fence lizard)
Lineage: Eukaryota; Metazoa; Chordata; Lepidosauria; Squamata; Phrynosomatidae
Product: paralemmin-1-like
Exons: 6
Biological process (GO): regulation of cell shape
Cellular component (GO): membrane
Source: RefSeq, a predicted model, not a curated record